Molecule: messenger RNA, 411 nt
Organism: Gymnodraco acuticeps
Lineage: Eukaryota; Metazoa; Chordata; Actinopteri; Perciformes; Bathydraconidae
Product: fibronectin type III domain-containing protein 4-like
Exons: 4
Coding region: 1-411 (136 amino acids)
Molecular function (GO): protein binding
Source: RefSeq, a predicted model, not a curated record
AUGCAUGAGCUGAGGUACAGGAGCCAGGCCCAGAAGCAUGGGACGGGCCUCCCCAGGCAGGACGGCCUCAUGCAGCGCUCCAUCCGAGAGGUGAACACCUCCAGCCGCUGGUGUGUGCUAUGGGACCUGGACGAGGACACACACUACAGCGUGCAAGUGCAGUCUGUUGGGCCGCAUGCUGACAGCCAGCCCAGCCGAGCCGUCCACUUCAGGACUCUGGAGAGGAGCGACCACUAUCCAGCCGGAGUCCUCGACCAGCAUGAACCUGCGAUGGAGGGGCUGGGUAUGACAACUCACCUUCAGACCGGAGAGCUGCUCAUCGUCACCACUGUGCUGCUGCUGUGGGCAGGUCAGCUUUAUCUCACUGUUUACCAGUGCUGGAGGAAGUACACAUAUCCUCUACUGCAGUAA